AUGGGUCUGUUUGGAAAAUCGAAGAAGAAGAAGCCGCAGCCCGCGUCGCAGGAGUCGUCGAUACGGGCGGACCUUCGCAAGAUGCGUUCGCCCGUGCGUUCGCCGUCGCCUCCGCGGGGGAAGGCGCGCGUCUCGAGCCCGGGUCCGCGCGCGCGCGUCACGAGCAUGAGCCCCCCGCGCGGCCGUCGCGUCGCGAGCCCGUCGAAGUCUUCGCGCGGGCGAAGCCGGAGCAAGAGCGAGGGCGAACGCGAGAGCGCGAAGAGCCCCCGACCGCCGCUUCGUUUCGCGUCUCCUCCGAGACUGCCCACGAAUCCAGUCGCGCCGUCGUUCGUCGACCGCGAGCCGCCGUCGCGCGUCGUUCGGUGCAUGGAGUGCAUGGACGGCGCGGUGAUCCGCAAGAAAGAGGCCGCGUGGGCCAAAGAACGCGCGGAGUGGGCGCGAACGAUGUCGGAGGCGCGGCGUCUAAACAACCAAUUGCGACGCCGCGUCGUCGUCGCGGAGGCGAAAGCGGUCGCCCCCGACGAGCUCGCGAAGACGAAGAAGAAGCUGUUAAAAGCGAACGCGGAGCACAAAAAAGUCGCCGCGCGGUUCAACGCCGCGGCGAGCAAAGACCGGAUGCUUCAACACGCGGCGCAGAAGAUCAAGGACGCGGAGAAGGACGCGAAGAUGCACGCGCUGGCCGCGCGCGUCGUCGCCGCCGAAAAAUCCGCCGCCGCCGCGGACGAAAGCUUGCGCGUCGCGCUCGAGAAGUUGGACGCGAUCACGAGACAAGCGUCGGCGAACUACGAGUGCGCGGUGGAGAUGGGUGAGCACGUCAGAAAGAUGGAGAGGGAGCGCGCGGCGGCGAUCGAACGCGCGGAGAGUCUGGAAGCGAACGCCGCGGAGGCGGAGGAAAAGGUACGCGCGGUGGAACGACUCGCCGAAGCCGCGGGCGACGCGGAGGAGCGACGGCGGCGACACGCGCUCAUGGACCGUCUCGGCGUGGGCACCUCUCUCGGGGGAGGAAGCGACGGCGGCGACGAAGACGGCGGCGACGCGCCGCUGGAGCUCGACGCGAUCGAGAUGUUAGCCGCCGCGGACGAGAGGGACGCGGCGAGGGAGGCGAGCGAUCUCGUCGGUUUCGAUCUCGAUCUCGCGCCGCCGUCGCCGCCGCCGUCGCCGGGGCCGCCGGCGAAGAGCAAGAAGCGGUCGUGGUUCUCGCCGAGCAAAAAGAAGCAGCGCCCGCGCGUGGGCGCGUGA
Molecule: messenger RNA, 1239 nt
Organism: Micromonas pusilla CCMP1545
Lineage: Eukaryota; Viridiplantae; Chlorophyta; Mamiellophyceae; Mamiellales; Mamiellaceae
Exons: 1
Coding region: 1-1239 (412 amino acids)
Source: RefSeq, a predicted model, not a curated record